Nothoprocta perdicaria is the source of this 3105-nucleotide messenger RNA. It is a transcript of the gene SLC25A42, whose product is annotated as solute carrier family 25 member 42. Gene Ontology annotation, cellular component: mitochondrial inner membrane. Gene Ontology annotation, biological process: transmembrane transport. The transcript is spliced from 8 exons. The record is from RefSeq and is a predicted model, not a curated record. The coding region runs from base 183 to 1166 and encodes 327 amino acids. Lineage: Eukaryota; Metazoa; Chordata; Aves; Tinamiformes; Tinamidae.
AACGGAUGUGAAGUAAGGAAUUUAAACAAUAAGACCUCAACCAUUACCUUUCAGGAGGAAAGGUUAUGGUCUCCUGCAGCAAGACGAGCAAAUUGGGGACCGAGGGUGAAGAUGGUGGUUUUAAAGGCAGGGACAACGUGGCAGAGCUGUGACUCUUCUACCCGCUUGUGAGUGCAACUGGUAUGGGUAAUGGUGUGAGAGCAGCUCAAGCGGAUUUCAAACAGCAAGAUGUGGAGCCAGUUAUAUCAGCUCAUCUGCCAUCAGAGGGAACGCAGGAGAAGAAGAAAGUGCUCAACUCCCUGAUGUCAGGUGCACUGGCCGGUGCCGUUGCUAAAACAGCAGUAGCUCCACUGGAUCGGACAAAAAUCAUGUUUCAAGUGUCUUCAAAAAGAUUUUCUGCCAAGGAAGCCUACAGGCUCAUUUAUCGCACCUACCUCAACGAGGGCUUCUGGAGCCUCUGGCGAGGCAACUCRGCCACCAUGGUCCGCGUGAUCCCUUACGCUGCCAUCCAGUUCUGCGCCCACGAGGAGUACAAGCAGCUCCUGGGCAGUUACUACGGCUUCCAGGGAAAAGCGCUGACACCCUUUCCUCGAUUCAUUGCUGGCUCUCUGGCAGGCACAACAGCUGCCAUGUUAACCUACCCCUUGGAUAUGGUCCGAGCUCGAAUGGCUGUCACGCCGAAGGAGAUGUACAGCAAUAUCGUUCACGUCUUCAUCCGAAUAUCCCGUGAGGAAGGAUUGAAGACAUUGUACAGAGGAUUCACACCAACGAUUCUUGGAGUGAUCCCAUAUGCUGGGCUUAGUUUCUUCACCUAUGAGACGCUGAAGAAGCUACAUGCAGAUCACAGUGGGAAAUCUCAGCCAUCGCCUCCAGAGCGGCUUUUGUUCGGUGCCUGCGCAGGCUUGAUUGGCCAGUCGGCUUCCUACCCCCUGGACGUGGUUCGCCGGCGAAUGCAGACGGCCGGGGUUAUGGGACACACGUACAGCUCCAUCCUUCUCACCAUGCAGGAGAUUAUACGAGAAGAAGGACUAAUCCGUGGCUUGUACAAAGGCCUCAGCAUGAACUGGGUCAAAGGGCCGAUUGCGGUGGGAAUAAGCUUCACAACCUUUGACCUGAUGCAGAUCCUUCUCCGUAAAUUACAGCACAGCACUAACGUCCAAAGGUAGUAGCUUAAUCCCCGCAGCCCUUGCUGGGGAGAAGUACAACGUACACRUAUAAAGAGCAGUGCUAGCAUUCCCAAACUUUGUACAUGCUCUCCUGCAGCUGAGAACUUACCUUUCUUUUCUUUCCUUUUGUUCUUUUUUUUUCUCUUUUUUUCUUUCAUUUUUAAUGAGCCUCUGAGUUGUAUGGAAACCUCAAGCUGAAACUAACCUUUUCCUAACUGAAAUUCUCCUUGCAGUUCUGCAAAGCUGUGUCCUCUAGAGUAGCUGCCUCAUCCUUCUGCUUUGUUCUGUGAUACCAGAGUGGAGCCCCUCAAASAAAGACGUGCUGCUUCCGGCUCCUCACCUGGUUUCUCUGGGCAGACGGAGAGGUGGAGGAUGAAGGAGGAGACUUGGUGCUGUUCGAAUGGGCCCCCGACUCUGCAAAGUGACUGCUGCUCUGGUCAGGCAGUUCUUAACACUGUACAUGUGUUGGCUGGAGGCAGUUUGCCAAGUGCAAUAUUCCAGUUAAUCUGCCUGGGGAAUUCCACAUUCCUCUGACCAGUAAGCAUUGGUCUCCUUGAAACAGGACACAGCAGGAUUUAACAGGUCCAGGUUACUCUGAAAGCUGACUGUGAGCUCUGGUUGGAAAUGCUGCCCUUUCUCAAACGUUAUUUUCGUUUCUGAGUUGCUUGCAGYGGUUACCAAAGACUGCGGACAGCAGGGGAGGAAAAUUCGGAGCAGUUUUGUAAAUCAAAUUGUGGUGUCUGUUGUGUCGCUCACGAGGGGCCUGGCCCCACAAACUGGAUUGACUCAAACCCCGGUAGCGCUUUCGGGCCCUCCGAACCCUUCACUGGUGCCAUGGCCUUAAAGGCAGCAUUUUCUGAGGGACGUGGCAGUUUGUCGUGAUCGUGCCCUAGUCUGAGAGUGUUACAUACUUCCAUUUGAAGUAAUUGUUUCCUUCAGUAUUAUUGUAGCUGCUUUAUCCGCAACACGAGAAUGAACAACUCCAAGAUGCACACGUGCUGCAGACCUACCUAUAUCCUGGAAGGCUGCUCGUGUCUGGUGAAUGCAGUGUAGUAGUUGACUUCCAAACAACGCUGUUGUCUUCUGGUGCCUGCUGUGUAGGUUGUAUCACCUCUAUACGUUAGCUCACACUUAAAGCCACUUGCUUUUAUUCUUCGAGUUCUUCCGGACCAACAGUGUCCUCAGGAGAAUAAGCUCCACAGCCAGUAUUGACUCCUCUGAAAUUAUAGAGAGUGCCAAUCAUCCUCCAUUGCAAUCUGCAAAUGAGUGACAACCUUUCAGUGUUUUCCUUYGAGGUCAAUACUUUUUAGGGAAAUGGAGAUUUGAGGAGUUUCCAUUCCUAUAUUAAAUUUGGAGAUAUAGAAGGGAGAUGACAUGAAAAGAAAAAUGAGGUAGGAUCUGGAAGUUGUCCUUCUCUUAUGUAUAUACUUUGGCCACUUUAGUUUGAGCCYUGUAUCAUGACUUUGCUAAUGGGAAUGAAGGUAAUUGCACAAUUGGUAGAAAUAGCUUUCCCCUUUCUUUUGUCUUUGCACUUGUUCUUUGGAGCAUAACUUGCUUCUGAUGCCAAAUAUUUCCCUAGGAAUUAAGCACCUACACUUCCACUUUAUGGACAUGGUGGAGAGCCAGCUUCCUGAAGUAUUAGCGUGCACAAUGUCCCCAGAACACAUGGGAUCAAUCAUACUUUAAUGGUUGUGGAUGGGCGGGGUAAUUAACCUCAGUAAUUUCUGCCUCUAAGCCCACAAACAAUUCUUUCCGUUGUGAAACUUGACUGCAAUCACUGAUUUACCUUGUAGUUAAAGAAAGGUAGAUGUUGUCUUCUAAGUCUGCGUAGAUGAUAGCCACAAAAUCUGUAAACUUUUGCUCCCCUUGCUAAUGGAAGAUUAUCAGCUCAUCUUUUCACAUGGGUGAAUUUUUAUGUCCUUUGCAAGAGCUUCSUUCU